Dacryopinax primogenitus is the source of this 1938-nucleotide messenger RNA. RefSeq lists its product as uncharacterized. The record is from RefSeq and is a predicted model, not a curated record. Lineage: Eukaryota; Fungi; Basidiomycota; Dacrymycetes; Dacrymycetales; Dacrymycetaceae. The transcript has 7 exons. Bases 1 to 1938 code for a protein of 645 amino acids.
AUGUCUGAUUCACAUAGAACCGAGUUGCUGGACCCGAAACGGGUAGCGGAGAAUCUUGACAUUCCAGUGCGAGGAAAUCUUGAUGAUUACGUCAACUCUGCCGCAUUCGACAUCAACUGCUCUCAAAAAGCGAUCGAGCUCGCUAGGGCCUUAUCUUCUGACAAUAGUGAUUGGACUGAGGGCCCAGGCUGCAACUGGUCCAGUUUGGAGAGCCUCUCUACGCCCCCCAGUGCCGAAACCGGCACACACGAAAUAUCGAAGCUUGAGGCCCGUUUAUAUUAUGCUGGGAUUAGUCCAAAGGAUUGGCCUACGCGUGUUUGGAGGAGUUCUGCCGACGUCUUUGAAGUGCCGACUGGGCCUGAGGCGUAUGUUCGUCGUAUGAGACUUGUUGACGUUCCCGGAACACAUGAAUUCGCGAAGAACGGACUAUGGGACACAGUUUGUGACUGGGUCGAGCGCCUUCUUAAGGAAGAGGACGUCAGCGUCUCAUCCAUCGAUUUUGCGCGAUUUACCUGGCGUAACAAAGCGGAGGAUCGUGAGAUCGACUCGGAGGAGGAGGAAGAGGUCGUGGAAGAGGAGGGGGAGGAGGGUGCGAAGGAAGAUGACGAAGAUGCUUACGACUCAUUCGCACCCGUGAAGCCCGUCGAGGGCGGCGAGCAGUACUUCACAAACCCGACCAUAUGGAUUGGAGUCUUUCCCGAAAGCCUCACUGGCCUUCGUGCUUUCGAGGUCGCAGAAAAAAUCCGUGCCUUCCUCGACGCGCUCAAAGUCAAGGAGGUCGACAUUGCCUUCAGAGAGUCCAUCGCCCGAUCCAUUGUCGGAAAUGGACCAGCACUCUACCCUCCCGUUGAGUCCGGUGACCCUCUGGAAGAAUUCAUCGACAGCGUUUCAGUCCCGCUCAGCAUUCCCAUUUCUGGGACACUUGGCCCCUACUUCCAGCACAACGGCAAACUUUACGCCAUCACGGCUCGCCACAACCUGUUCCUAGCCGCCGACGGAAACGCUCCAUAUAGGUACAACACCUCCGCAUCCAAGAGGGACGUCGUAGUCAUGGGGAACCCUGCUUUCACGAACUACCAGAACGCCAUCCAGGCGCGUAUUGGAAACCUCAACGAAACAGUCAAAUCUCUCAGAAAGAAGAUCGCUUCGUUAAAGGAGAGGGUGGGGAACGGAAUCGGUCUCCCAGGCACACGGGCUUUGCUAGCGGAACAGGAGGGCGAACUUAGAAAAACUGCCAGGAAGAUUUCCAGCCUGAAACAGCACUCCGUCACCAUGAGCAAGAAUUGGAGCAAGCUGAGCGACCGUAUCAUUGGUCACAUCGUCUGGUCUCCGCCGAUCGGUGUUGGUCCUAACCGCUUUACCCAAGACGUCUGCGUUGUGGAACUAAAGAAAUCCAAGUUCACGCAUUUCAUUGGGAAUGUCCUCAGUCUCGGACCCAAGUACAGCGAGACAGACUUCACGACCCUCAUGCACCAACGAACUGACGUUCCCUCUGAUUUUGAAUAUCCUACCGACGGGCUCCUUGUUCUUAGGGGCAUGUUCACGACCGACCCCGUCUAUGACCACAAUAGCUUGGGCUCCCACAGAGAACGCACUCGACACGUUAUCAAGAAUGGCUUCUUUACCGGGACCACCGUCGGAAAUCUUCCUCGCUUCAUGUCGUUUGUGCGGAAGUACUUCACGACUGGCACAUUGGAGUCCCUGGAGCUGGCGAUCUUUCUUCACGAGAACGAGACUGGCACCUUCUCUAAAAGCGGUGACUCCGGUGCGCUCAUCUUUGUCGGCCUCCUUACCGGCGGGACGAACAAAGGCACAGACGGCUCCGACAUUACCUACGCCACCCCCUUUACGUAUAUCUGGGAUCUCGUUCUCUCGGAGUUCCCUGGUGCAAAUCUGUACUUCCAAGAUAUUCCGGCCUUCCUGGCGGCGCCGGUUUAG